CAAUAGGGCAUCUGCUAAGUUUUAGACCGCUCUCUUUUUUUCAGUUUUUAUGAUCCUAAUAUGGUAACGUGUUCUGAUUGGUUUGGGGUAACAAGUAACAAUAAGAGGCGUAUAUAAGACAGCCGCUCUGGGUGAGGGUGUUCUUCUCUCUAGAACUGUGUAGAAAUCUUCUUUAAACAACCUUCUUGCAAGAAUAAAAUCAACAAAGACAUUUCCUGAGUGUUUGUUUCAUUACAUUCUCACCACUGAAGGAAUAAAGAACUUGAAAUCAAAAUCAACAAUUCUUAUUUUUUAUGGAAUAUUGCAGUAUUUAUGAAUGAUUUAUCAAUGCACAUCACAUUUAAAUUUCAUGUGCCCUCAUAAUCUUUAAUUAAAAUAACUUCCCCUCCCUCUUGCAUUUAUUUCUCGGGACAACCUGUUAAUCACAUGACAUUACAGCAAUGGACGAGUUUCACUCGAAUAUACAUCACAAAAGGGAAGUUGACCACAAGUUUGUUUGCCAAGAAGACGAGUGCUGACUACAUCUACAACAAACAAGGAACAAGAUCAUUUAAUGUUUGAAGGUUAAAGAGCAGAAAUGGCUGAUGGUAUUUAUGAAGAUGUGAUCAGGACUGAGUCUGAGAGAAUGAACACAGACAGAAUGGAGAUGACAGUGGCAAUCUAUGAGAGUGCAGAAGAAUAUGUGAGAGAUCAUGACUUCAGGACAGAGACAAACACACACCAACCACUUCAGCGUACAGGAAGUGAUUGUGUGAAGAUCAGAAGCUCCAGAGCAGCUGCAGUGUGUUUGGUGCUGCUGUGUGUUCUUCUGCUGACUGCAGUCAUAGUGCUGUGUGUCCACAUCCAUACAAAGAGCUCAAACUACACACCAGAGACACACCAGCUACUAACUAACAUCACCAACCUCACACAAGAGAGAGACCAGCUACUAACCAUGAUUACCAACCUCUCAGAAGAGAGAGAUGGGCUGAAAAUAAAGAACAAAAACCUGACCAAUGAGAGAGACCAGCUACUAACUAACUUCACUAACCUAUCAGAAGAGAGAGACCAGCUACUAAACAAGAACAUAGCCUUGACAAAUGAAAGAGAUGAAUUAACUAAAGAAAGAGACCAGUUCAAUCAGGAGAGAAAUGAACUGUGGAAGAUGCUCAAUGAAAUGGGUGGAUAUAUUUAUCAAUCCAGUUUUUACUUCAUUUCCUCUGAGAAGAGGAACUGGGCUGAGAGCAGAAGAUACUGUACAGAGAGAGGAGCAGAUCUGAUCAUCAUAAACAACAGAGAGGAACAAGAGUUUGUUAAAAAGAUAUCUGGUGGUACUGGAGUCUGGAUUGGUCUGACUGACAGUGAUGAGGAGGACAGAUGGAAAUGGGUUGAUGGCACCAACAUGACCUCUGGGUUCUGGGCAUAUAAAGAGCCAAAUGGAUCUAAAAAAGAGAACUGUGCUUUGUUAUAUUCAUCAGGGUGGUAUGAUUAUCAAUGUAAUAAAGCUUUUAAAUGUAUAUGUGUGAAAAAUAUUUAAAAUUAAAAAAAGAAAGAAAAAAGAGCAAUUAAAUUAAGUAUAUUUGUGAAGUGUGUUGUAACUGAGUCAAGUUUAUUCUCACCAUAGAUGUAUAUAAUGACAGUAACUACUGUAUCGGGUCAGUGAGUAAAGUACAUGAGAACAUCUUAUCACAAUAAACACAUUAUUUAACAUUAUUUAUUAACAUAUUUAAUAAAGCCCAAACAAUGAGUUCAGUCAAAUAUAACCAACAGUAGCUUGAACUCAGACCUCAAAACUAUUAGCUUUGAUGAAGAUGUAACCCUUCUCUAAGGGUAAGUACACACUAGGUUCAGAUACUUAAGUAUUUAAUUCUAGUAUAAUAAAUGGAGCAACUGGAAGUUAUUGAUAACCACACAAACUAUCACCGCAACCGCACAGUGUUAUCACAUGAGACAUUCCGCAGCGAUUGAUGACUCCGUGGAUCCAACGAUCAAGGGUUGCUGGCUCGCCAUCUUCCCUCCGGAGGAAUUCAAAUACAAAAAAAACACCUGACCGAGAUUCAAGUUCACAUCUGCCGAAAUGCAGCUCUAAAUUCAAUGGUUCAAAUGUUCAUGACGAUCUCAAUCAUCUUUUUAAUUAAUAAAAGUUUAUAAAUGCACUGUAUUUACAUAAAUUGUAGAGUGAUCAAUUCAAACUUCCCUGCAUCUGCACAACAAAUCAUCUCAUCACUCUCUGCCAAUACUCACUUGCAUCUCCCCCAGAAAGAGGGUUUUCAAAUUUCCAUCUGCUCACACACUCUAGUUACCAGGCAGAUUUCCUAAUAUCAGGUUUCACAGAGCAAGGUGACUUAAAGGCACAAUUAAUGAUAAUGAAUUCAUACAAAUAUGCCACCAACACAUUCAUAUUUUCUUUUAUGGGGAUUUUGCAUAGGGGUUACAUCCUCCCCUACAAAAUUGACAUGAGUCCCUCAUGUAUUUUAAAUGAUAUGAUACUCUGAAGAUGUAGUGUUCCUUGGAAUCAUGCUCUGA
This is a messenger RNA of Megalobrama amblycephala (Wuchang bream), 2505 nucleotides long. Its product is annotated as asialoglycoprotein receptor 1-like. The transcript has 5 exons. Lineage: Eukaryota; Metazoa; Chordata; Actinopteri; Cypriniformes; Xenocyprididae. Gene Ontology annotation, molecular function: D-mannose binding; fucose binding. The coding region runs from base 578 to 1516 and encodes 312 amino acids. The record is from RefSeq and is a predicted model, not a curated record. Gene Ontology annotation, biological process: biological process involved in interspecies interaction between organisms. Gene Ontology annotation, cellular component: external side of plasma membrane.